GUAAUAAAACAUUUAUACACCGGAAGUUUGCAAAUGUUCGACCAAUCAUCUUCGAUUGUUUUCCUGGCAUUUCCUGUGUCAGUUGGAAGCAGCUAGUGGGAAGGGUAAAGAGUGGUGACAAACAUCAGAAGUGGUUUCUUGGAGCUAAACUAAAACACUGGUAUUAUUUUAAACGUAUUAGAUCAGCAAUGCAGAGGAGUGAGAUGGAGGAUCCUGUAGCUGAUAGCAGUGCAGAUGAUACAGAGGAGAGCACCACUGCAUCUGAGAUGACCAAUAGCCCUAAAGAAGGCGUAACACAGCCGGACGGCACACCAACCAAUUCUCAGGCAGAGGAAGGCUUGGCAGAGGCUGGAGCGAAUUCUGCCUCCUGUGACAUGGCUGAGGAACUGAGCAGACAGCUGGAGGACAUCCUCAGCACCUAUUGUCAUGAGGAUGGUGGUGUUGGCGGUGAGGAUGCGGCGGUGACCAGCGGCCAGCCUGACGGUGUGGAAGUGAACGGGCUGUCUGAGAAGGAGGACGGCAAGCAGGAGGAGGCCAAACUGAAUGGCAAUGGAUGCACUGAGAAGGACCAGAAAAAGCUGCAGGACAAGAAGAAAGUGAAGGGACUGGGCAAGGAGAUCACCCUUCUUAUGCAGACCCUCAACACAUUGAGCACUCCAGAGGAGAAGCUGGGUGGUCUAUGUAAGAAGUAUGCUGAGCUGCUAGAGGAGCACCGUAAUGCUCAGAAACAGAUGCGGGUUCUGCAGAAGAAGCAGACGCAGCUGAUCCAGGAGAAGGACCACUUAAGAAACGAGCACAGCAAAGCCAUCCUGGCACGCAGCAAGCUGGAGAGUCUCUGUCGAGAACUGCAGAGACACAACCGCACACUUAAGGAGGAUGGUGUGCAACGUGCCCGAUUGGAGGAGGAGAAAAGGAAGGAAGUGACCUCACAUUUCCAGGUGACUCUGAACGACAUCCAAGUUCAGAUGGAGCAGCACAACGAGCGUAAUGCAAACCUAAGGCAGGAGAACAUGGAGCUGGCUGACAAACUGAAGAAGCUUAUUGAACAGUAUGAGCUCAGAGAGGAGCAUAUUGACAAGGUGUUCAAGCAGAAAGAUCUGCAGCAACAGCUGGUAGAUGCGAAGCUUCAUCAGGCACAGGCACUGCUCAAGGACUCGGAGGAUAGGCAUCAGAAGGAGAAAGACUUUCUCCUGAAAGAGGCAGCUGAGUCCCAGAGGAUGUAUGAGCUUAUGAAACAACAGGAAGUCCAUCUGAAACAGCAGCUCUCAUUGUACACAGAGAAGUUUGAAGAGUUUCAAAACACACUUUCCAAAAGCAACGAGGUGUUCACAACAUUCAAACAAGAGAUGGAAAAGAUGACAAAGAAGAUUAAGAAGCUGGAGAAGGAAACCACCAUGUACAGAUCACGAUGGGAAAGUAGUAACAAAGCCCUGCUGGAAAUGGCAGAGGAGAAAACGUUACGAGACAAGGAUUUCGAAAGCCUGCAGGUGAAGGUGCAGCGACUGGAAAAGCUCUGUCGUGCAUUACAGAUAGAACGCAACGAGCUGAGUAAGAAGGUUCAGGGUGUUUCCACAGGUGUUGAGAGUAAGCCAGAAACUGAGACGGGGUCACCAUCAGAAGCCACGGACUCGGAGGAGGGCAGCCCUGUCCAUCAGAACAGCGCAGAGACUCCACAAACCGCUUGUAGCCCGGCGUGCCACUGCGCUCCAGAUCUAGAGGCCGAGACUCACAGAGAGGUUUGCUCAGCCCAGGAUUGAGUCUUGCUGCUGCUGCUGGGCGGCCAGGACACACACAAUCCUUCCCGCCUCUACCAGACCCCCGACCCUCCAUCGGCAGGCAGCGUGUGUUGUUUUCCGCAUCUGCAUCCACAGCGGAACCGCUGACUUGGCUGCUCCUGGGGGGUUUCAUUGUGUCAGGGAAGAUUGUGCCUUCAACAUGAUUCCUAUGCUGCGUUUAUAAUCUUUGGUUUUUAUGUGGCUUGCUUUAUCCCACCCUAUUCCCAAGAAAAUUCCAUAUUUGCAUUUAGAGGGGCAUGGAUGUUGCUGCUGUGUCGGAAUGCUCAGUGUUUGUCCACUAAAUGCUUGUCUCCUUUCUGUUUGGCUGAUAAAACGUAAAGAAUCUUAACAGGCAGAUUGCUGAAUUCGGUGAAAAAUUAUUUACCGUGAAACAGCAGUUGUAAUGCGAUGCUAUUUCUUUGGGUGUUUUUAUUUAAUUUCUCGCCUUAAGUUGUUGUAUCAGGUAAAAUCUGCUUGUACACUUUCCAGCCAUCCUCUUUCUUCGGUUUAAUUCCCAUUAAAUCAUAGUUUGCGCCAAACAAAGAAUGUAUGAUUUGUUAUUCAUCUUCACUACUCAGAGUUUAGAAUUGUAGAUGUAGAGUUAAGACUAACAUUGCUUUUUGAGUUUAAGGUUCGUGUUAAUCUGAACCCAGAUUUUCUUUUAUGCUUUUGCACAACACUUGAAUUUGUCGCGUAUCUUUUAACUCAAGUUUACACCAUCUUUAAACACCACUAGCUUCUUUAAUUUAAUAUAUCCAGCAUUGUAGAUGCAUUGCUUUAACAUUCCGUUAACUACCAAUUAGGAAUGUGCACUUAAAUUAUGUCAUGACCAAUGAGGAAUUCUCAUUCAGUGUGUGAUUUCAGUUUGGAUCGUUUUCAUGUUCAGUUGUGUGACUGUGUGUGUGUUAAUAAAUGUUUAACAUAUUCAAAAUGUUAAAAAAAGCCCAGUUACAUCAGAUUAAACAGGAAGAUUCAAGGACACUCUAUGCAAUUCUAGCUCUGUUCAUGUCAUCUCAGUGUUGAGCAUGUGAGCAAAGCAUUGACAAGCUGAGAAAUGAAUGUACGUUCCACACAAAGUGACUUAGUUUUGUGAUGUCAGUAAAUUUCAGCACUCUUGAAUUUUAUUG
Messenger RNA from Onychostoma macrolepis, 2902 nucleotides. RefSeq names its product taxilin alpha (gene txlna). Gene Ontology annotation, molecular function: syntaxin binding. The transcript is spliced from 11 exons. The record is from RefSeq and is a predicted model, not a curated record. Bases 189 to 1757 code for a protein of 522 amino acids. NCBI's taxonomy places the organism in Eukaryota, Metazoa, Chordata, Actinopteri, Cypriniformes, Cyprinidae.